This is a messenger RNA of Histoplasma mississippiense, 699 nucleotides long. RefSeq lists its product with no specific name. The record is from RefSeq and is a predicted model, not a curated record. The coding region runs from base 1 to 699 and encodes 232 amino acids. Lineage: Eukaryota; Fungi; Ascomycota; Eurotiomycetes; Onygenales; Ajellomycetaceae. The transcript has 2 exons.
AUGCCCCGCAACACCCACCGUUCUACUGCCUCGCAAGCUCGUAAAAGGACUCCAACUACCCUGCGCCUUCGUCUGUCCAAACCGCCUGUUCCGGAUGUUCCGGAUAAUGACGAGAAUCCAACUGAUGAUGAGAAGGAGGAGGAGGAGGAGGAGGAGGAGACACAGCCAGAAGAUCCUCGAUUUCUGCGAACACCUACCCCUGAGCCUGAGAUCUCAUUCAGGCUGUAUGAACGGGUGAUUAUCAAUGGGAUAAAGGAGCCUAUAAAGAUCAAGUUACGGAAUGUCACAACAAAUGAUAUGACUGUCAGCUUCUAUCAGUAUGUUAUGAAGCAGAACUGCAAGGAGAUAGAAGUUGCAAAUUGUAUAGCAGUCAUCUCAUCAAACAAAUGUGGAUCUUCAAUCAAAAUCACCCUCGAGGAGGAGACAGAUUGGAGAGAGAUUAUCACUCUUUUGAAGGAGUUAUAUAAGGAGAAGAUGAGCGGAUUUAGCAUUGAGAUUACCACCUCUUUUAAUCUUCUUGAUAUCUCAACUUUAUCCUCAAACACCUCUGUAAUACGCGGUCCUGCAGCUUUCAUUGGAGUGUCGGAUUCCCAAUUAACAACCCAGGCAUUGGCAUCAAAAAGAGCAUUAGAUGUCAAAGAAGAAGUAAUCUCACUACCUGCCAAAUCCCCUCUCUAUCGUCCUGCCAAAUCCCCUUGA